This is a messenger RNA of Hyaloperonospora brassicae, 2010 nucleotides long. Lineage: Eukaryota; Oomycota; Peronosporomycetes; Peronosporales; Peronosporaceae. The record is from the annotation of a GenBank genome assembly.
AUGGAGUCGAGUCGCGACCUUCGCCGCCUGUCGUCGUCCUCUUCUUCCAGCGCACACGACGCUCCUCCUCCGCCGCUGCCUCCAGCGAUACCUAAGAACGUGCAAGUCGCGUUACUCUGUCGACCUUUCAGUAGCCGUGGGAAGGCUGCCGGACAUGGCGCUGUCGUCCAAUGCAAACCUCAGUCGAGUGAAGUGGCCAUUGUGAAGCGCAAAACGUACACGUUUGACCGUGUUUUUGGCCAACACUCGACGCAGAAAGACGUGUUUGAUGCAGUCACAGGUACAUGCAAGACAUACACGAUGCAGGGCGAUCUGCUUCCAGGCUGUGAACCGGCUGGUAUCAUUCCCCGUACUGUGCGCUGCAUUUUUGACGCUCUGGGGGCCAGUGGGGAAGAGUUUAGUGUCCGAGUAUCGUUUCUGCAGCUCUACAAUGAAGAACUGAAAGAUUUAUUAGAUCCUGACGCAGACAAGGAGCUGCGGCUGAUGGAAAAUGCUAAGAAAGGAGGAUUCCAUUGUGUGAAUUUGCUGGAACUUACGGCAACGACAGCGAAACAUGCGUAUGAACUAGUCAAUUCUGGCGUCAAGAACCGAGUUACGUCCGAGACUUUGAUGAACGAAAAUUCGAGUCGAUCGCAUAGCGUAUUCACGAUUCGGAUCCAUAGCAAAGAGCACAACGCGGCUGGUGAAGAAUUGCUAUUGCGGGUCAGGCAGCUCAAUCGGGUGGAUCUUGCUGGAUCCGAGUGUGUAGGUCGAUCGGGAGCACGCAAUGCCAGAGCGCGCGAGGCAGGGACGAUCAAUCAGAGUCUGCUCACGUUAGAUAGCCUUGACGAGACGCUUAGCACGCUGGAGUGUGCGUUCCGUGCAAAGUAUAUCGAGAACAAGCCUGAACUGAAUCAAAAGAUGACCAAAUCGGGGUUGUUGAAUGAUUUUGAAAGCGAGAUUGAGACACUUCGUGCAGCCUUGCGCGCUGCUAGACUGAAUGACGGCGUGUACUUCCCGCUGGAACAGUUGACUGAUAUGCAAGAGCGACUUUCCGGUGAGGCUGUACAAUUGACUGAGCUGGAAGAUAUACUUAAGGAGGUGGGUGAGAAACUGGCGGCAACACAAGUCCAGCUAAGUGAAACAAAGCAAACGCUGGCGAAAGUAUCAAACGAGCUGCAGCGAGUACAAGUUGUGCUCAAAGCCUUCCAAGAUAAUGAGCAAGUGCUACUUGCAAACGGACUCACCGCUGCUAAGCUGUACGAUGCUCGGCAAAAGCAGACUGUCCAGCUUUUGACAAAGAUCGAGAGUACACAGCGUAACGACGAGACCAACACGGAACUGGCAACGUCGUAUCGUAGUGCCUCGCCGUUCCAGAUCAACAGCUUCUUGGAACGACUAGCGACACACAAGGAGAGUCGGGAAAAAAUGUUUACUAACGUCUUAAGCGCUUUGCGCGAGCUACAGACGACUCAAUCAUCGGACUUGCAUGGACUUGUCACAAAUUUGAGGGCUGUGGAAGGCGUCGUAGAAGCGAACAGGUUGCAGGCAACUCAAUCACUCGCUGAAGAUGACGCUCAAAAGUCAGCACAACGUGAGGAAGUGGCGAAUUCGAUGAAGGAGCAGCAACAAACGAUGCAGGAGCAGCUCAAGAAGCUUGUUGAGAUGUACAAGUACCACGCGGCAGACGAGUCUCGUGCAGAGCUGGGUACUUUUCUUGUGGAGCAAAGCAAGAAAUUGCAGGAGCUGCAGGCAGUAAUCGACACCUCCUGUGUCGAUGCAAGGGGGACAAGCGUGACAUCUGGCUUCACUGACGCCAAGUCCGUCGUCAUUCCUUCGAAGCUCAAGAAAGCUGGAGUGUCUGGAAUGCACAACAAGAAGUCGUCUGGUGUUGCCGUGACAAACCGAAGCAUGAAGGUGCCAAGUGCUGGCGCAACGUAUCGCAAGACUACGACAGCGUCAUCGAUAGCCGCUCCGAAACGGUACCGCGCCAAGUCGCUUCGGGGAGAUCCGUCUUCACAUGGUCGCUAA